GCUUUGGAGUUAACUUCUUGUUCAAGCAUAAUUUCUUUAGACGUCUGGUUUUCUUCUGUCCCUGACACUUGCAUGCUCACUUUAAGAAGUUAGGAUGGGACCAUGUCCAUUUUCUUUCCCUCAGAAAUUAUACUUUUGUACAUCAGAUGAUCGUUUGUUGCCCAACUUUAUUGUGUCUGCACGUAGUUUUUGUGUUUUUUUUUUUUAAAAGUUGAAGUCAGUACCUUGGAUUUUCAUUAUGCCACAGUGUUCAUGUUGCUGCUGUCUUGUCAAGAUCAUUUCUCUCUAUAAACCUUUCAAAACAGAUCAGUAGCAUAUACACUCAGUUAUCAGUUUACAUUCCAUGGCAUUCCCCAGACGCUUUUAUCCAAAGCGACCUACAAUUAGUUUAUUCAUUACUCACUGAAGAGCAUUGCAGCUUUAUAGCACAGUCCUGCAAGAAAUCCCAUUUCUUCUCUAAAAAAUAGCGAUAAAAAUGUCCACAGUCUUGUAUUUGCAAUACACCCCCUGUGACUGUAAAUUAUGUAAUUAUAAAUCUAUUUAAAGUUAGUUUAAGCUGUAAAGAUUCCACUUUUUCCCCCAGCUGCAUGAGUCAUGUGACAGUGUUGGUCCUCAUAUGACAGUUGAGAACUGUUUUUUAAAAAAGAACAAACGUUGAGAAAGAUUAUGUGAAAUUACCAGGGACCUUCAAAGUUGUGCAUUAGGUGACUGAGUCUUAACAGGUCUGAUCAUCUAAACUUUAGAGUUUGGCAAAUCAUCUAAGCUAAUCUGUAAAAGCUUUACUGUCUUGACAAGGCUACAAUGCUGCAUGCUAACUUAGUGCAACACUGAAGACUGAUUAUUUCCUUGGUCUCUCUUGUAUAAUGUUGUUGUGGUCUUGAUCUGGAUUGCAUUUGGAACAUGUGACCUUUCUGUAUACGUCUGUAAACUGAUGGAGAAAGAUACCAGGGCAGUGAAGCACAGUCCAGGAUCCAAUACUAAUCAGAGCAUCUGUUACCUGUAGCCAAACGUCCGUCCUUACAAGAUUAUUGUCAGCCUAUAUUUAUCAGCACUAAUUGGUUUAGGCUUUUCUAAUUCCGAGGAGCUCCUCUAGACGAAUCAGUGGGACACCCUUCACUCACUCACUCACUUCUUUCAUCACUGCAUCAAUUUUUUUUUUUUUAGUCUAAGAUAUUUGUAUUCUUUGAGUUUUUUCAGUUUUGCAUCUGUUACAUGUCAGAAACAUUAUCAAACUUGCUGACUUGUUUGCAUCUGGGCAUUUUCCUGUUGUAUUCUAACAUGGACUUUCUCAUGACGUGGGGGCUGGCAGGAAAAAGGAUAAUGGCUGAAGGAUAACAACCAAGGAGUCACAUUCCCUCAACCCAUAGCGACCCCACUUCCCCCUUUUCACUUUCGCAACCUCCCCUUGCUGAACUUGUUUGAGGGCUGUCUCUGCUCAUUGCCUUGUCUCCUUGGGAUUUCAUGGAAUUCAUGAAUUCCACAGCAGAAUCAUGUGAAUUCAUCUCAAUCUGGAGAGUCCCCACCUUAACACCCUCCUGGACAAAAGAGAGGAUGAUUCUAAAUUUUGAAAUAAUUGCAAUGUGACUCGAAAUCAAAUUCCUACCCAUCUGAGAUUGCUGCCUUUGUCUGUACAUUUCUCACUCUGGUUCCAUCAAUUGUUCCCUAUUUGCAGCCUUUUCAUAUCCCUUUUCUUGUGACAUUGGGCCAUGGUUCGCAAGAAAGGUUCUCUAAUACUAUGCGGUGCUUUCCUGUUUGUUGCCUGGAAUGCUUUGCUUCUACUUUAUCUUUGGGGUCGCCCUCCCAUCGGCCGCCCCGGAGAAGGUGGAGGAGCCGAACCGGGAGGAAAGGAGGAGUGGGGUGUGGGCAGAGGGAAAGGAGGCCAGAUCAAUCUAGCUGGAGAGGUGAUCCGGCUGGCGGAGGAAGUCGAAAUCCAACUUGAGACGCAGAAAAAGCUACUGAAGCAGAUUGAAAGUCACAGGGCUGUGUGGGCUCGGCAGAAGGAUGUUGGUAAGAGACAAACAGUUGAUACAAAAGAAGUCAAAGAAGAGGUUGUCCACCAGCCAUCAAAGCCUCCACUUCCUGUCAAGGACAGUGUAGAUGACAGGACCCAAACUGAUGUACAACUUACACAGAAGCCUGUUCAUACAGUAGCCCCAAACCUUAAGUUAGAACAGCACCAAGCCACUGAAAUAAAGGAAGAUGUUGCUGAGAAUAAUAAUUUGCCAACUUCUGUUGCCAGCCCACAGGUUGUCAUUCCCAUUCUAGUUAUUGCUUGUGACAGGGUAACAGUUAAGCGGAGCCUCGAUAGACUGAUACAGUACCGCCCUUCUCCACAACUAUAUCCAAUUAUUGUCAGCCAGGACUGUGGCCACGCCGAGACUGCUCGUGUGAUUGGCUCAUAUGGAGAUCAAGUGACGCACAUAAGCCAGCCAGACCUGUCGGACAUCAGAGUCCGGCCAGAACACAGGAAGUUCCAGGGCUACUACAAAAUUGCCAGACAUUAUCGCUGGGCACUCAACCAAGUGUUCAACACCUUUUCCCAGUCUACUGUGGUUGUAGUGGAGGAUGACCUGGAGGUGGCACCGGAUUUCUUUGAGUAUUUCCAAGCUCUGUACCCAAUUUUACGGGAUGACCCCUCCCUGUGGUGUGUUUCUGCCUGGAACGAUAACGGUAGAGACGCCUUGGUGGAUCCAUCCAAGGCUGAUCUCCUCCAUAGAACAGACUUUUUCCCCGGGCUUGGCUGGAUGCUGCUGAAGAACAUGUGGGACGAACUCGAACCCAAAUGGCCCUUGGCCUUCUGGGAUGACUGGAUGCGUCAACCAGAGCAGCGCAAGGACCGCUCCUGCAUCCGCCCAGAAAUCUCACGGACUAUCACCUUUGGCCGUAAAGGCGUGAGUUUAGGUCAAUUCUUUGACCAGUACCUUCGUUAUAUUAAGCUAAAUACUCAAUUUGUGCCUUUUACCAAACAGGAUUUGUCUUAUUUGUUAAAAGAGAAGUAUGAUGAAAAGUUUAUCAAAGAGAUUUACAGUGCACCACUGGUGAAAAUUGAAGAACUGCAACAAGGGGGCAGCUUAAGAGACCCUGGACCAUACAGAGUGCAGUACUCCAGCCGUGACAGUUUUAAAGUCUUUGCUCGAAAUCUGGGGGUGAUGGAUGACUUGAAAUCUGGAGUCCCCCGUACAGGUUACAGAGGAGUAGUCAGUUUCCUGUACCGAGGCCGAAGGGUGCUCCUGGCUCCACCAGAGGGAUGGAUGAAGUAUGACAUCAGCUGGAGCUGAAAGUCUUAUUCAAUACAAUGUGAAUAAAGGUUGAAGAGGGGAGAGAGCCUUACUCAGAGGAACUCUCUGAGACCAAAGAAUAUCAGCUGACGCAGUAGUUCAUGAAGGGACUGAAGCCCCACAGCUGGGGCUGCACAUCAGUGGAGCUGCAAGAUCAAGUGUUGACCCAGGCCCCUUUGUCAGGGAAGGUUCUAAAAUAGGGUGCUCAUUCAGGAUCAGUAGGUCCAGGGCCACACAGACCUCACAUGGAGUUCAAACUUGUAGGAAAAGUCCACCCUUAAACACUGUUUCAAAAGAGCUAUUGGCAAUGUGCCUUGCUUUAUAGGCCCACUUCGUUUUAUGUAUUUUUAUUUCUGUGAAAAUUGGCCAAAUGUAGAGUUAACAUCACAUUGUUGCUGUUUGCAGCAGCUGUAAAUGAAGGGUGUUGCAGAAAAGUCUUUGAAUCAUAAACAAGGAGAGCGUGUUUAAAAGUCAGUGAUAUUCUCCACACACUAGAGGACACAACUUUGGGGAAAAAAACAAUUGUGUAACGUUUUUGAAAGUUGUUGAAUUUGACCCAACUAUCUACGUCAUGUUAUUGGUUUAAGUCUAUAAAACUAAUCAGAAACAGAGUUGUGUGCAAAGGAAAUGAAAAACUUCUACCAGGUUUUAUGUGGUAAACAAAGGCCAUAUCCACUGCUCAACUGAGUCAUUAUAGCCCUGAUGGUUAUCAUUAAAGGAGACAGGCUUCCUCAUUAAUGCUACAUUGAAGAAAUUGUAAUUGAAGCAGACAAGAACUUCCCAAAGUGCAAUAACUUGGAUCUAGCAUCAACAAGCUGCAAAAUGCUGUCCAUUCUGUAUCACUGUCAAACUCACUGUGCAGCUCAUAAAAUCUGUCAGGAAGGAUGUCUGCUCAGCGGAUUCUAAGAAAACAAAGAUGGAAAGAUGGAACAAGGUCAGAUGGAAGCAAAAAUAUUCAGUACAAGGAUUUGGUCUGACCAAGAAGGGUCUCCUCUAUUGAAGUCAGUACAAACCCUACAUUAUCUUUUUCACUAACUGAGUGCUAAGAACUGCAGAAAGAAUACCAAAUUUGUUUCUGUACUUUUGCUGUAAGCGCCAAAAGCACUGCCAGGACGACAUCUUGAGCCAUCUUUGACUGUACGUGAUUUGUAUUGACUGUAAUUAUAGAGACCUUUCAUAGUUUAAGUAAACCAUGGUUUUGUUGCUUUACAGCUGCCUGUUGUCAUUUCCCCUACCUUACAGAUUGUUUAGAAGAUGACCUAUCAGGUGAGAGCAUACAACAACCUGUAAGUGCUCAGUGACUUGAGAUGUCUGAGUUCCAGGAGAUAUUAACUGGACUGUGAUGUGUGAUAUGGUCCUGAAUCAGGGCUACACCUACAGUGGCAUAACUAGAGACCUUUGGAGCUAUUGGUAGGAAGUAAUACAUUGAAGUAAAUGAAGAUGCUAGAGAGCAAGAAGAAAAUCUGAAUGACACUCCAUAAUAAAAUGGUCCUGAUGAUUUUUGCUACAGGACAAGUAACAGAUGUUUAACAGUGUGGGAGCAUCAAGGAAGGAGUUUUUCUCGAAUUUUCAGCGCUGCUGUUCUCAGGCUACGUCCACAUUAAUAUUAUUUGGUUUUAAAAGACUCAUGAGUGUUUCAGCCUCUAAAAUAAACACCUUUCAAAACUGGCCCUGUUUUGAUUCGAAAACUCCAGGCUCCUGUGUU
This is a messenger RNA of Hippoglossus stenolepis (Pacific halibut), 4983 nucleotides long. RefSeq names its product alpha-1,3-mannosyl-glycoprotein 2-beta-N-acetylglucosaminyltransferase b (gene mgat1b). Gene Ontology annotation, cellular component: Golgi apparatus. Gene Ontology annotation, molecular function: alpha-1,3-mannosylglycoprotein 2-beta-N-acetylglucosaminyltransferase activity. The transcript is spliced from 3 exons. Gene Ontology annotation, biological process: protein N-linked glycosylation. Lineage: Eukaryota; Metazoa; Chordata; Actinopteri; Pleuronectiformes; Pleuronectidae. Bases 1707 to 3278 code for a protein of 523 amino acids. The record is from RefSeq and is a predicted model, not a curated record.